ACUACAAAUGAUAAUAAUACCAGUAAUGAUGAUUUCCUCGAUAUCCAAAAAGACAUUCCCAAAAAUCUUUCCAAAAAUCCUUCCUCUUCUUCUUCCUUUAGCUUCCCAUCAGCUUCUUAUUGCCAAAUGGCAUCUCCCAAUUCAGGUCUCCCAGUGGCCGAGAAAGGAAACGCUUCCACUUCCACUUCCACCCUUUUAACCCCUGCUUAUUCCAACUUUAUCAAACCCAUUUCAGAAACUUCGAACACUGAAAAAACAAACCCUGAAAAAAUCUCAAAGAAGCUCAAUUCCAAUGGAGAGGAACAAAGAAAAAUUAACCCCCAUUCGCCCUCCAAGGAGAUCGGGGAGGCUACUCCGACGGAGAUCGUCAUCUCCGCCUCCGAUUCAAUCAGCGCCGAGAAACUCUCCGUCAACAUCAUCACUCAUUCGACCAAUUCCGAACAAACCAUCUCCGACCUCAAACCCUCUAUCAAUGAGACUACCUUUCUCUCGUUAUCCUCGAACACAAUCACCUGCUCAAUUCCAACCCUCAAUUGCUCGUCCUCUAAUAUCGCCACCACCCCAGACUGCCCUCUCUCAAUCCCAAUCCCAUUACCCUCAUCAAACUCGGGUGAACUCCCUCAAUCCUCUGCCACCAUCUCAGAGCAACUCUUAUGCCAAUCAAAGAAUUUACCAAUCCAAACCUCCACUUCUAUGGUCAUCGAUAGAAUCCCCUCUAACUCCAGAGAAAGUUUCGAUGAUGUACAACACGCUCAUGCAAAUCAAGAAAUUAAUGAACAAUCAAACCUCUCAGGUCUUGACCUCACCCAAUCCUACCCAUCAGACUCUACCAUGGUUCAAGCAGCAGAUUGCCUGGCCGAACUAUCCCCCCCACAACCUCUCUCCACCACCCCAAAACCCAAAAGUUAUCCAUCUUCUAUCGGGAAGCAGCGAGCACGACCUCGAAAAUCCAGAACACCAUAUGAAAAUAUUCAUGAUAAGAAACGAGGUAGUGGGUCUUCAAAUAGAAGUCAAUUUCUGGGAGACGUUGAAUACGAUUCGGGAAUUGAACUCCAUGGUAACCCAAUGAGGAUGUCGGAUGUAGUUCUGAUGGAUCGCGCAUGCACAUGGAAGGACUGGGAUAAAUUCGACCCCCUGUUAUCUUUAGGUCAUCCUGUUCCUAAUUAUCCAGAUUUAAACAUGAAGGUUGUUAUGUGGAAUGUUAAGGGAGCCUCUCGAAAUGAGUUUAUUCCUCAUGCAUGGGAUGUGAUUGCAGCCCAUAAGCCUAGUAUCUUUAUUUUGCUUGAAACAAAAAGUGAUGGUACCCGUGCUGCCGAAGUUUCCAAACUUCUUGGUUUUGAUCAUUUCAACUUUAUCAAACCAAAUGGCUUAAGGGGAGGCAUUUGGUUGCUUUAUAAAGAUUCUAUCGAAUUAAUUGAUUGUGUUGAAGGGCACUCCAGAAACUACUUCCACGCUUUGUUUAAAUUUAGCCCUGAGGCUAAGGAAGUCCUUCUAACUGCUGUGCAUGCACCUUCAGCGCCUGCGGAGAGGCACAAGCUUUGGAAUGAUAUUCAGGCUUCUCUUCCUCCUGAUGAUACGCCAUGGCUGUUCCUAGGUGAUUUAAAUGAGGUGACUAGCCCUAAUGAAAAAACGGGGGGUCGCGCUUUUAGACAAUCUCAGUGUAAUGAUUUGAAUCGGCUUGCGGAUGCAGCUUGCCUGGUUGAUUUGGGGUUCUCUGGGGAGGGUUUGGACUUGGUCCGAGAACGACUAGAUAGGGCACUUGGAAAUCCUGUAUGGUUGAACACCUAUCCAAACACUCAGGCUAGUACUCAGUCCACUUCAGAUCCCAUUCCCAGGCAGUGGGCUCCUCCUCACAAAGGCUACUUCAAGCUAAACACUGAUGGAUCAUGGGUUGGUAUCAAUGAUGCUGGUGGAGGUGGUGUGCUUAGAUGCGACAAAGGGUUGUGGCAGCUUGGUUAUGCUGCAAAGUAUAAUGCUCUCUCUCCUGCUGCUACUGAGCUCUUAGCAAUAAAGGAUGGUCUCUUGUCUGCAUGGGCAAGGGAGAUUAAGUUCCUGGAACUAGAAACUGAUGCUGCUGAACUUAAGAGAAUGCUGGAAGAUCCGGACUCUUUCAAGGAUCAUGAACUUGGAAAUAUAAUUCGAGAUGUGGCUUCAAUCCUUAGCAGAAACUGGAAGGUUUCCAUUUUUCAUGUGAGCAGGUGUGCCAAUGGUGUUGCUGACAAAUUAGCAGCUAUGGGUAGAACAAAAGUGAGCCCAUGACGGCCUGUCCUGUACCUCUUACCCCCAGUUGAGCUGUUUGGAAUUUAUGCUUCAGAAAUCCCUGAGAUGGUGGUCAAUUAGUGCUGUUACUUUCUGUGCUUCAGCGCUUCCUUCUUCCUUCGAACAUCUUGUCUUGUUUUUACAAGCUUUUGUGUAUGGGCGCUUAGUUUUAUUUGCUGUAAUUCUAUUUCUAGCUUACUA
Chenopodium quinoa (quinoa) is the source of this 2460-nucleotide messenger RNA. RefSeq lists its product as uncharacterized. Bases 127 to 2259 code for a protein of 710 amino acids. Gene Ontology annotation, molecular function: nucleic acid binding; RNA-DNA hybrid ribonuclease activity. Lineage: Eukaryota; Viridiplantae; Streptophyta; Magnoliopsida; Caryophyllales; Amaranthaceae. The record is from RefSeq and is a predicted model, not a curated record. The transcript is spliced from 3 exons.